This is a messenger RNA of Debaryomyces fabryi, 816 nucleotides long. RefSeq lists its product as uncharacterized. The transcript has a single exon. The record is from RefSeq and is a predicted model, not a curated record. Gene Ontology annotation, biological process: thiosulfate transport; phosphate ion transmembrane transport; oxaloacetate transport. NCBI's taxonomy places the organism in Eukaryota, Fungi, Ascomycota, Pichiomycetes, Serinales, Debaryomycetaceae. Gene Ontology annotation, molecular function: oxaloacetate transmembrane transporter activity; malate transmembrane transporter activity; succinate transmembrane transporter activity. Bases 1 to 816 code for a protein of 271 amino acids.
AUGAUUGCAUGCUUAGUGACACAUCCAUUAGAUCUCGCCAAAGUUCGUUUACAAACUGCAUCUAAACCUGGCCAGUCUUUAGGUUCGAUGGUGUACCAAAUUAUAACCAAAGAAGGAUUUUUCAAGAUUUACUCGGGUUUGAGUGCAUCCUUAUUAAGACAAGCAACAUAUUCGACUGCAAGAUUUGGUAUAUAUGAAUUCUUGAAAGAAAGUUAUACCGAAAAAUAUCAUGUAACUCCAUCAACUGGUAUAUUGUUGCCAAUGUCUAUGGUUGCAGGUGCAUUGGGUGGUUUAGUAGGUAAUCCAUCCGAUGUUGUUAAUAUUAGAAUGCAGAAUGACUCAACAUUACCAAUAGAACAAAGAAGAAACUACAGAAAUGCUUUUGAUGGUAUUUUCCGUAUAAUCAAAGAAGAGAAAGUUUCUUCGUUAUUCAGAGGAUUGGUACCAAACUUGACUCGUGGUAUUUUAAUGACUGCAUCACAAGUCGUUACCUAUGAUAUCGCAAAAAACUUAUUAGUGGAUACUUUCAAUUUGGACCCAUCGAAAAAGGGUACUCAUUUUAGUGCCUCAUUACUUGCUGGGUUAGUGGCAACUACAGUCUGUUCUCCAGCAGAUGUCGUCAAGACAAGAAUCAUGAAUUCGAAAGGUGCCAGUCAAGGUGGUGCUAUUUCUAUUUUAACAACUGCAGUUAAAACAGAAGGAGUUGGAUUCAUGUUCAGAGGUUGGUUACCUUCCUUUAUUAGACUUGGUCCUCAUACCAUCGUCACUUUCUUAGCUUUAGAGCAGUUGAGAAAGUUCAAGAUUGGUAUGUUUUAA